ACUGGCUGCUCACAGAAAACUUGCUCCCAGUCAGUGUGACUGUCCUCAGGCUUUACCUGGCGAGGGUUUCGAAAAAACGAUGAAAUGAAAGCUAUGGAUGUUUUGCCAAUUUUAAAGGAAAAAGUUGCAUACCUUUCAGGUGGCAGAGAUAAGCGUGGGGGUCCCAUCCUAACCUUCCCGGCCCGCAGCAAUCAUGACAGGAUACGGCAGGAGGACCUCCGGAGGCUCAUUUCCUACCUGGCCUGUAUCCCCAGAAGUCUGCAAGCGAGGAUUCACGGUGAUCGUGGACAUGCGUGGGUCCAAGUGGGACUCCAUCAAGCCUCUGCUGAAGAUAUUACAAGAGUCCUUCCCCUGCUGCAUUCACGUUGCACUGAUAAUCAAGCCAGACAACUUUUGGCAGAAACAGAGGACUAAUUUUGGCAGUUCUAAAUUUGAAUUUGAGACAAAUAUGGUCUCUUUAGAAGGCCUUACCAAAGUAGUUGACCCUUCUCAGCUAACGCCCGAAUUUGACGGCUGCCUGGAAUACAACCAUGAAGAAUGGAUUGAAAUCCGAGUUGCUUUUGAAGACUACAUUAGCAAUGCCACCCACAUGCUGUCUCGGCUGGAGGAGCUUCAGGACAUCCUAGCUAAGAAGGAGUUGCCUCAGGAUUUGGAGGGGGCUCGGAAUAUGAUCGAGGAACAUUCCCAGCUGAAGAAGAAGGUGAUUAAGGCCCCCAUAGAGGACUUGGAUUUAGAGGGACAGAAGCUGCUGCAGAGGAUUCAGAGCAGUGACAGCUUUCCCAAAAAGAACUCGGGGUCAGGCAACGCAGACCUGCAGAGCCUCUUACCCAAGGUGUCCGCCAUGCUGGACAGGCUGCACUCAACGCGGCAGCACCUGCAUCAAAUGUGGCAUGUGAGGAAGCUAAAGCUGGACCAGUGCUUUCAGCUGAGGCUGUUUGAACAGGAUGCUGAGAAGAUGUUUGACUGGAUCACGCACAACAAGGGCCUGUUUCUGAACAGCUACACUGAGAUUGGGACCAGCCAUCCUCAUGCAAUGGAGCUUCAGACACAGCACAACCACUUUGCCAUGAACUGCAUGAACGUGUACGUGAACAUAAACCGCAUCAUGUCGGUGGCCAGCCGCCUGGUGGAGUCGGGCCACUACGCCUCCCAGCAGAUCAAGCAGAUUGCCAGCCAGCUGGAGCAGGAGUGGAAGGCAUUCGCGGCCGCCCUGGAUGAGCGCAGCACUCUGCUGGACAUGUCGUCCGUCUUCCACCAGAAGGCAGAGAAGUAUAUGAGCAACGUGGACUCGUGGUGCAAAGCCUGUGGUGAGGUGGACCUUCCCUCCGAGCUGCAGGACCUGGAGGAUGCCAUCCAUCAUCACCAGGGAAUAUAUGAGCACAUCACCCUUGCUUACUCUGAGGUGAGCCAGGACGGGAAGUCACUCCUUGACAAGCUCCAGCGGCCCCUGACUCCUGGCAGCUCCGAUUCCCUGACGGCCUCCGCCAACUACUCCAAGGCCGUGCACCAUGUUCUCGACGUCAUCCAUGAGGUGCUGCAUCACCAGCGGCAGCUCGAGAACAUCUGGCAGCACCGCAAGGUCCGGCUCCACCAGAGGCUGCAGCUGUGCGUUUUCCAGCAGGACGUUCAGCAGGUGCUGGACUGGAUUGAGAACCAUGGAGAAGCAUUUCUGAGCAAACAUACAGGUGUGGGGAAAUCUCUCCAUCGGGCCAGAGCUUUGCAGAAACGUCAUGAAGAUUUUGAAGAAGUAGCACAGAACACAUACACCAAUGCGGAUAAGUUACUAGAAGCAGCAGAGCAGCUGGCUCAGACUGGGGAAUGUGACCCGGAAGAGAUCUAUCAGGCCGCCCAUCAGCUCGAGGACCGGAUACAAGAUUUUGUUCGGCGAGUUGAGCAGCGGAAGAUCCUCCUGGACAUGUCGGUGUCCUUUCACACCCACGUGAAAGAGCUGUGGACAUGGCUGGAGGAGCUGCAGAAGGAGCUGCUGGACGACGUGUACGCCGAGUCUGUGGAGGCCGUGCAGGACCUCAUCAAGCGCUUCGGGCAGCAGCAGCAGACCACCCUGCAGGUGACCGUGAACGUGAUCAAGGAAGGGGAGGACCUCAUCCAGCAGCUGAGGGACUCCGCCAUCUCCAGCAACAAGACCCCACACAACAGCUCCAUCAGCCACAUUGAAACGGUGCUGCAGCAGCUGGACGAGGCCCAGGCCCAGAUGGAGGAGCUCUUCCAGGAGCGCAAGAUCAAGCUCGAGCUCUUCCUGCAGCUGCGCAUCUUUGAGAGGGACGCCAUCGACAUCAUCUCAGACCUUGAGUCUUGGAACGACGAGCUUUCUCAGCAAAUGAAUGACUUUGACACGGAGGACCUCACAAUAGCAGAGCAGCGCCUGCAGCACCACGCGGACAAGGCUCUGACCAUGAAUAACCUGACCUUCGACGUCAUCCACCAAGGGCAGGACCUCCUGCAAUAUGUCAACGAAGUGCAGGCCUCUGGCGUGGAGCUGCUUUGCGACAGAGACGUAGACAUGGCCACCCGGGUCCAGGACUUGCUGGAGUUUCUCCACGAGAAGCAGCAGGAGCUGGAUUUAGCAGCCGAGCAACACCGGAAGCACCUGGAGCAGUGUGUGCAGCUCCGCCACCUGCAGGCCGAAGUAAAGCAGGUGCUGGGCUGGAUCCGGAACGGAGAGUCAAUGCUGAAUGCCGGGCUCAUCACGGCCAGCUCGUUGCAGGAGGCGGAGCAGCUGCAGAGGGAGCACGAACAGUUCCAGCACGCCAUCGAGAAGACCCACCAGAGCGCACUGCAGGUGCAGCAGAAGGCAGAAGCCAUGCUGCAGGCCAACCACUACGACAUGGACAUGAUCCGGGACUGUGCCGAGAAGGUGGCCUCGCACUGGCAGCAGCUCAUGCUCAAGAUGGAGGACCGGCUGAAGCUGGUGAACGCGUCCGUGGCCUUCUACAAGACCUCGGAGCAGGUCUGCAGUGUCCUCGAGAGCCUGGAGCAGGAGUACAAGAGAGAGGAGGACUGGUGUGGGGGGGCCGACAAGCUGGGCCCCAACUCCGAGACGGACCACGUCACCCCGAUGAUCAGCAAGCACCUUGAGCAGAAGGAAGCGUUCCUGAAGGCUUGCACGCUUGCUAGGAGGAAUGCAGAUGUCUUCCUGAAAUACCUGCACAGGAACAGCGUGAACAUGCCUGGAAUGGUGACACAUAUCAAAGCCCCUGAACAACAAGUGAAAAAUAUCUUGAAUGAACUCUUCCAGCGGGAGAACAGGGUGUUGCAUUACUGGACCAUGAGGAAGCGGCGGCUGGACCAGUGCCAGCAAUACGUGGUCUUUGAGCGAAGCGCCAAGCAGGCUUUGGAGUGGAUCCAUGACAGCGGGGAGUUCUACCUUUCCACACACACCUCCACAGGUUCGAGUAUCCAGCACACCCAGGAGCUGCUGAAGGAGCACGAGGACUUCCAGAUCACGGCAAAGCAAACCAAAGAGAGAGUGAAGCUAUUGAUACAGCUGGCUGAUGGCUUUUGUGAAAAGGGGCAUGCCCAUGCGGCAGAGAUAAAAAAAUGUGUCACUGCAGUGGAUAAGAGGUACAGAGAUUUCUCUCUGCGGAUGGAGAAGUACAGGACCUCUUUGGAGAAAGCCCUGGGGAUUUCUUCAGAUUCCAACAAAUCGAGUAAAAGUCUUCAGCUAGAUAUCAUUCCGGCCAGUAUCCCCGGGUCAGAGGUGAAACUCCGCGAUGCCGCUCAUGAACUUAAUGAAGAAAAACGGAAAUCUGCCCGCAGGAAAGAGUUCAUAAUGGCUGAGCUAAUUCAAACUGAAAAGGCUUAUGUAAGAGACCUCCGGGAGUGUAUGGAUACCUACCUGUGGGAAAUGACCAGUGGUGUGGAGGAGAUCCCGCCCGGCAUUGUGAACAAAGAGCUCGUUAUCUUCGGGAACAUGCAGGAAAUCUAUGAGUUUCACAAUAACAUAUUCCUCAAAGAGCUGGAAAAAUAUGAACAGUUGCCAGAGGACGUUGGACAUUGCUUUGUGACCUGGGCAGACAAGUUUCAGAUGUAUGUCACAUAUUGCAAAAAUAAGCCUGAUUCUACUCAGCUGAUAUUAGAGCAUGCAGGAUCCUACUUUGAUGAGAUACAACAGCGGCACGGAUUAGCCAAUUCCAUCUCUUCCUACCUUAUUAAACCUGUUCAGCGAAUAACGAAGUAUCAGCUCCUUUUAAAAGAGCUGCUCACGUGCUGCGAGGAGGGGAAGGGGGAGAUUAAGGACGGCCUGGAGGUGAUGCUCAGUGUGCCAAAACGGGCCAACGACGCCAUGCACCUGAGCAUGCUGGAAGGGUUUGAUGAAAACAUUGAGUCUCAGGGAGAACUCAUCCUGCAGGAAUCCUUCCAAGUGUGGGACCCCAAAACCUUAAUUCGAAAGGGUCGAGAACGGCACCUCUUCCUUUUUGAAAUGUCCUUAGUGUUUAGUAAAGAAGUGAAAGAUUCCAGUGGCAGAAGCAAGUACCUUUAUAAAAGCAAAUUGUUUACCUCAGAGUUGGGUGUCACAGAACACGUUGAAGGAGAUCCUUGCAAAUUUGCACUGUGGGUGGGGAGGACGCCAACUUCAGAUAAUAAAAUUGUCCUUAAGGCCUCCAGUAUAGAAAACAAGCAGGACUGGAUCAAGCAUAUCCGGGAAGUGAUCCAGGAAAGGACCAUUCACCUGAAAGGCGCCCUGAAGGAGCCCAUUCACAUCCCCAAAACAGCUCCGGCAACGAGACAGAAGGGAAGGAGGGAUGGAGAGGAUCUGGAUAGCCAAGGAGAUGGCAGCAGCCAGCCUGAUACGAUUUCAAUCGCAUCCCGGACGUCUCAGAACACGCUGGACAGUGAUAAGCUAUCCGGCGGCUGUGAGCUGACAGUGGUGAUCCACGACUUCACGGCCUGCAACAGCACCGAGCUGACCAUCCGCCGUGGCCAGACCGUGGAAGUCUUGGAGCGGCCCCACGACAAGCCUGACUGGUGUCUGGUGCGGACCACCGACCGGUCCCCCGCGGUGGAAGGCCUGGUCCCCUGCGGCUCCCUGUGCAUUGCCCACUCCAGAAGUAGCAUGGAAAUGGAGGGCAUCUUCAACCACAAAGACUCGCUGUCCGUCUCCAGCAACGAUGCCAGCCCGCCUGCCUCCGUGGCCUCCCUCCAGCCCCACAUGAUGGGGGCGCAGAGCUCCCCGGGCCCCAAGCGCCCAGGCAACACGCUGCGCAAGUGGCUGACGAGCCCGGUGCGGCGGCUGAGCAGCGGCAAGGCUGACGGGCACGUGAAGAAGCUGGCCCACAAGCACAAGAAGAGCAGGGAGGUCCGCAAGAGUGCCGACGCCGGCUCGCAGAAGGACUCGGACGACAGCGCGGCCACCCCGCAGGACGAGACGGUGGAAGAGAGAGGCCGGAACGAGGGCCUGAGCAGCGGCACGCUCUCCAAAUCCUCGUCCUCGGGCAUGCAGAGCUGCGGAGAGGAAGAAGGGGAGGAGGGGGCCGACGCCGUGCCCCUGCCCCCGCCCAUGGCCAUCCAGCAGCACAGCCUGCUGCAGCCGGAUUCACAGGACGACAAGGCCUCUUCUCGGUUAUUAGUCCGCCCCACCAGCUCCGAAACGCCGAGCGCAGCCGAGCUUGUGAGUGCGAUCGAGGAACUCGUGAAAAGCAAGAUGGCGCUGGAGGAUCGUCCCAGCUCACUCCUCGUGGACCAGGGAGACAGUAGCAGCCCCUCCUUCAACCCUUCAGACAACUCCCUUCUGUCCUCCUCCUCGCCCAUUGAUGAGAUGGAAGAGAGGAAAUCCAGCUCUUUAAAGAGACGGCACUACGUUUUGCAAGAAUUAGUGGAGACAGAACGUGACUAUGUGCGGGACCUCGGCUGUGUGGUGGAGGGCUACAUGGCACUUAUGAAAGAAGAUGGCGUUCCCGAUGACAUGAAAGGCAAAGACAAGAUUGUGUUUGGCAACAUCCAUCAGAUUUACGACUGGCACAGAGACUUUUUUUUGGGAGAGUUGGAGAAGUGCCUUGAAGAUCCAGAAAAACUAGGAUCCCUUUUUGUUAAACAUGAGAGAAGGUUGCACAUGUACAUAGUUUAUUGUCAAAAUAAACCAAAGUCUGAGCACAUUGUCUCAGAAUACAUCGAUACCUUUUUUGAGGACUUAAAGCAGCGCCUCGGCCACAGGCUGCAGCUCACAGACUUGCUGAUCAAACCAGUGCAGAGAAUCAUGAAGUACCAGCUGCUGCUGAAGGACUUCCUCAAGUAUUCCAAAAAAGCCAGCCUGGAUACGUCGGAACUAGAGAGAGCCGUGGAGGUCAUGUGCAUCGUCCCCAAGCGCUGCAACGACAUGAUGAACGUCGGGCGGCUGCAAGGAUUUGACGGUAAAAUUGUUGCCCAGGGCAAGCUGCUCUUGCAGGACACGUUCUUGGUCACGGACCAAGACACGGGGCUUCUGCCUCGAUGCAAAGAGAGGCGGGUGUUCCUCUUUGAGCAGAUCGUCAUUUUCAGUGAGCCGCUCGAUAAAAAAAAGGGCUUCUCCGUGCCAGGAUUCCUGUUUAAGAACAGUAUCAAGGUGAGUUGCCUUUGCCUGGAGGAAAACGUGGAGAAUGAUCCCUGUAAAUUUGCUCUGACAUCAAGGACGGGGGACGUGGUGGAGACCUUCAUCUUGCAUUCAUCCAGUCCAAGUGUUCGGCAAGCGUGGAUCCAUGAAAUCAACCAGAUUUUAGAAAACCAGCGCAAUUUUUUAAAUGCCUUGACAUCACCCAUCGAGUAUCAGAGGAACCACAGCGGGGGCGGCGGCGGGGGCAGCGGCGGGGGCGGCGGCGGGGCCCCCAGCGGCGGCGGGGGCGGCGGCAGCGGCGCAGGCAGCAACCACAGUGGCGGUCCCGGCAGCUGCGGCGGCCUCCCCAGCGCGAGCAGAAGCAGGCCCUCCCGGAUCCCCCAGCCUGUCAGACACCACUCCCCCGUGCUGGUCUCCUCUGCAGCCUCGAACCAGGCAGAGGCAGACAAGAUGUCAGGUAUGUCCACUCCCGGCCCGUCACUGCCUCCUCCCAGCAGCAGCUCCGCCCCGGAGGCUGGCCAGCCCGCCAGGGCGCCCCCCAGCGGAGAGCCCGAAGGUCCCGAGCGAGAAGCGGAGCCGAUCCCCAAGAUGAAGGUGCUGGAGAGCCCCCGGAAGGCGGCCGGGAACGCCGCGGGCGCGCAUCAGGACGGACCCGCCAAGGAGGCGCGGAGCGGCCCGGGCUCCCUGCCGCCGGGCAAGCCCAGGCCCGGGGCCAUCUCGCCUCUGAACUCUCCUCUCUCCGCUGCGUUCCCCUCUCCGUUCGGCAAGGAGCCCUUGCCCCCCAGCAGCCCCCUGCAGAAGGGGGGCUCCUUCUGGAGCUCCAUCCCCGCCUCCCCCGCCAGCCGGCCCGGCUCCUUCACCUUCCCGGGGGACAGUGACUCCCUCCAGCGGCAGGCGCAGCGCCACGCGGCCCCCGGCAAGGACACGGACCGCAUGAGCACGUGCUCCUCGGCCAGCGAGCAGUCCGUGCAGUCCACCCAGAGCAAUGGGGUAAGAGCGCCCGGCCGCCUCCGCCCACCCGCCCCGCUGCCUCUGUCCCGCGGCUCUUCUGCUAAACCUCCCGCGUGGCCGCCGCUGUCCUCGUACUAACUCUGGGCUCCCGGCCACUGCGCUGCGGUCACCAGCUCCAUCCGCCCUGUGCCCUGGCCGCGCGGACACGCGGGGACGCCUUCUAACUUCCUGCUCCCGCCGGCGGACGGCGCGCUCUCAUCUCUACUAACUCGCUCCUUGCUUUGUUUGUGUCUCCUUAAUACGGGAAAGCAGAUCAUUAACCUUCCGAAUGCAGCAUCUCUAAGCCUCUCACGUUUUCCGAGCAGCAGCGUAUCUGGGAACUUCCUCUCUCGCCCCUGCCUUCCUCGCACACUUUUUUUAGGGGGGUCCGUGCCCCUGCUGUCUACCUCCUGCGUCAACUGAAACCUGUACACUCUAAGCUUUCUGCUCGUCGCUUGGUUGUGCCCUUUUAUGCCUUAAAUUAAUCUUUGCAGCGUUUUUGACUCAUCUGCUGAAAAAGGAAAAAAAAAAUCCCUCAAGAAAUUUCCAACAGCAACUCAAAGCAAACUAAGCUGAUACAGUGGGGGGAAGGAAUCUCUCCAGUGGAAAUAUUUCCCCCCGCCCCCCCCCCCAAAAAAAAAGAAAGAAAGAAAAAGUUUCACUGUGGAAGAGAGAGAGACUGCUUUAGGGCCCCUGGAUGUUGGGCUCCGGCCGGCGGCUGGGAGCGGAGGCGCAAGCCGGCUGGAUUCCCAGCGCCCGCGCUCUGUCCGGCAGGGGGCGCAGUGCGGGCUGCGGGCGCCGCGGGGCGUCGCGGGUCACUAUCCGCGUUCUUAGCAGAAGGGUUACUGGGGGGGGCUUGGCCCCCAUCCUCUGGCUUCCUCCCUGUCCUACCCGACUGCUUCCCACACGGCAGGUGGUCUGACCCGUAACACCUUCCUAAAGGCAUGCGUGAGGGAAUAGAACUGUUCUAUUGCGUGUAUGUUUGAUCGCUUUAUAAGUUUUUAAAUACAUUUCCCUAAAAGGGUCUGUGUCUCUCUUUAUAAAAAAAGAAAGGAAGCAAUCCGGCUUUUGCAUGUCUCUCUCUUUCCUCUGGAAUUCCGUUAAUGCCUUGUUUGGGUGGACAUGGCCUUAUUCGUUCCUCUUAUUUUUUGUUAUUUAUUUUGUUACCCUCGGUCUUUAAUUGAGGAAGACAUUGAAAAACGGGUCUUGGUACAUGUAUCCUGUAGUCUUAUUCUCAGAAAUAAGCGGUCAGGGCGGGCCUCCUCUGCGGUGGCCGCCACCAGCGUCCCGGUCGUGGUGCCUGACGGUGUCCUGCAGGGGAGCCUCGACCCCCACCUCUAGUUAGUUCUGAAAUGCUAGGUGUGCAGGUGAGCGUCAGCACGGUUGCAGCCAGAGGAAGAGACACAGAGGCCCAGUGAUGCUGUACCUGCCAGCACCUGGCUGAAGGUUCAGGGUGCAGGCGUGGCCUCGCAGCCGAGGCCCUCUCCGAAAUCGGCCACGGGAGCAGCUCUUCAGCCCAUCCUAACCUGGACGCUUUCCCCUAAGCGCCACCCGCCCCAGCGUGGGAGCCCGUGCUGGUCUCUGCGCCCCCCGUGAGCGUGCUCGGUUCCCGGCCCUGCCUGGCUCCCCCCGGGAUGCUUACUCUGAGGCCAGCACCGUCGCAUGCGGCACACGUUUUGGCAGGUUUUAGGUCGCAAAAGGUGCCUCUUUAUUUCUGCCUCUCACUGUUUCUUAUGUGGUUGGUAACCUGGAAAGGGAAACUGCCAGGGAGUCCGGGUGCCUUACAGAAACGCCCUGGAGGCCUGCGAAGACCACGAGAGGCUUAGAAUGGGCAUGAGAGUGUCCUCUAGGACUCCUAAGCUUUUCGGUCAAGAAGAGCUACCGCCCUACCUGCUCCCCCCGAUUCAGACUGUCUCAUCCCCCUGGCGGUCAGCAGUGGCCUCCUCCCUCCUUGUCUGCUUCCGUGAAGCUGUCUGCGGUCACAGCCCAGCAGCUGUACCUAACCCACGGCCCAGGUCCUUCUUCCUCCUUUAACGCACACCUUCUGGAAAGUUCUGCUGAGAGCAGGAGUGGAGUGGAUGUGGAUCAGCCCAGGCAGUGACUGCGCCAGGCCCGAAACGUGGACACACCACCUCCCUGCAUCCGCCCACCCAGGCAGCAAUAGAAGUACAGCCCUGCCUUUCUCUCAGAGGCCGGGUGACCCGUGCGAAUCCCUAACCUCCACUGUGUGAGGGGUGGUGAUCGUGCCCACUGACAUUAAUUGAGAUCCAUUUUUAAAUGCCUCAUACUUAGAUUGGUACAUAGGAGGUUUUCAGAAAGUACUAAUAGCUGUUAUUAUCGUGGCAAAAUACUUGCAUUACGAGACAAAGGGUGGUACGCUAUACGAUGAAAAAGAGCCGUGCCACAGAGGUUGGUUUUGUUUACAUUUUCUAGCCAAUGUGGCUUUGUAGUCUCAACACUGUUGGGUGUUGCUAUAUAAGUCACGCUAAAAGGAUAAAAUUGCGUGAAGGGGUGUGCACAGGCCAAAGCCCGACGUGGACAUCCACGAGGGACGGGAACACGUACCAGACUCCUCAGCUGCGACAGGACCGAGAACCUGGCACUCCGGUGUAUUUAACUUCACCACCCACUGUGGGCCUAGAGUCCUGGCCCCUGGAAUUCCCAGCACACAGGCUCCGUGACAGUGGUCAGCCGUCUACUCCGGUGUGUCUCAGUAGCCCAGAGCCAUCAGGCGUAUGGCAAGGUUGCCCACAGUCACGCCUACACCGACCCAGGACCUGCCCCAGACAUCCGAGAGACCAGCGGAGGGAAGCAGCGGAGUCCUGGGAAGCCGUGAACGGCCAGACAGCAUCAUUGGUGGGAGCCCCUGAGAACAAGCUAGAGGGGCGCCUGACGCCACUUCCACAUCCCAGCUGUUGACAGAGGGGAUUGAACAAGAUGCAGCUCCGGCUUUGGAGGUCUCAGCUUCCUCUUCAUCCCCUGGAACAAAGGGGUCACUUGGUAAACGACAGCUUGGGACAAACACCAUUUGUGUUUCUUCUACUCAGCAGCUAACGCCACUCAGCUUGUGAACCUGAGUAGAUGGUCUUGAGAAACGAUCUGUGUUUAACUUUUGCAGUCUUGCUCCAUUGAGUGAGAUACUGGACAUGUAUUGAGUGCCUGCCACGCGUCAGUCACUGUGAUGGACACUAAAGACACAGUAGUGACCUGAAGACAUCGGGUGCCACUGGGACUCCAAGAUAAGGGGAGGAUAGGCUUUCCCACGCCAGGGGUGUCCGUGAAACUUGAGUUGUGAGGCCAGUGCUGUCCACAGCUGCUCUGCGAUGCUCUGCCGUCCCCACGACGGCCACACCUUCAGGACAGUUGAAUCGUCACUCUCACAGGAGGACCACCCACCCAGGGAUACAUACAGGAGGCAGAGCAACUCUCCAUGAGAGCAGGACAGUAGUUGGUCUGCUUUUCAGGUGUCCCGCGUUCCUCCUUUAGAAGGGAAAAAAGGUGGAAAUGAUGAGCGAUGCCAGCAGCGUGACGGUCACAGUGACAGGACUGUGACAUAGAUGGAACCCAGCGUGGCAUCAGCAUGAGGAUGAGCCAUUCCUCUGAUGGUGCGAGGAAGAUGGGACUGAAAUAAUCAAGCUUCCAAAGUAGAGUGUCGUCACCACUGUGUCGUUCCUAAAUUGCUCUCUAGAGAAAGCCCGACGGUCAGUUACUGAAACAGAGGCACCAAGUUAGCUAGAGUGUGGCGGCGGCCGCCCAGUGGGCCCUGCUCUGGGCGUCGUGCCGUGGCGCACGCUGACGAGCGACUUCGUGCCGUCAGAUCCCGUUUCAGUUCCCCUCUGCCUUUU
Molecule: messenger RNA, 11382 nt
Organism: Lagenorhynchus albirostris (white-beaked dolphin)
Lineage: Eukaryota; Metazoa; Chordata; Mammalia; Artiodactyla; Delphinidae
Gene: TRIO
Product: trio Rho guanine nucleotide exchange factor
Exons: 48
Coding region: 194-7636 (2480 amino acids)
Biological process (GO): protein phosphorylation
Cellular component (GO): cytoplasm
Molecular function (GO): protein binding; ATP binding; protein kinase activity
Source: RefSeq, a predicted model, not a curated record